Messenger RNA from Ceratina calcarata, 1448 nucleotides. RefSeq lists its product as uncharacterized. The transcript has 4 exons. The record is from RefSeq and is a predicted model, not a curated record. NCBI's taxonomy places the organism in Eukaryota, Metazoa, Arthropoda, Insecta, Hymenoptera, Apidae. The coding region runs from base 105 to 512 and encodes 135 amino acids.
GUGAAACAAUAAUUCAAGCUUCUAAUAGUAUUUCUCUUCACGCGAUAUCCGCGUCUGGCAACUCACUGUACUAGAAACGCGGCAAGAUAGCUGAGUACACGUGUAUGGGUAUUAGUAUGACGCUUGACUGCAAAGGCAAUCGUCUGAAUUGCUCUCAUUCCUAUCGCCAAACAGCAUCUGGCACUUUACUCCAGUUUUGCAUAUCCGUUACGAUCACGUGGUCUAAUAAAGAAUCAGAACUUCGAAGCUGGCAUGAAUUAAUUGAAUCGCAUAAAUCUGCGGUUCGCACGAACGACAGUGUACGGCGGACGAGAGCGGCCACGGAUGGAGGUCGUUUAAAAUCGAGUGUUCGCAAGUGUUUAAACGAGCAUAAACCGAGGAGGACGGUGUUGGUGCGAGCAAGCGAGUACGUCUGUACGUUCACGAUAGCAUCGUCGUGGCCGUUUAUACACGCUGGAAAAGUAGGAGAGUGUAGGGACCGUUUCUCGAAUCCUGGCUCGCGGAGUCAGUAAACGCAGAGCCAGUUACUAGGCAGACACGCUCUCCGAUCCGAUGCAAAUUUCCUCGACACCCGAGAGCAUGGAUCUGCUAGGCGUGUAGGCGAGAGAUGUCCAUCCUCUUGCAGAACCAGUCCUUUAUACGUACUUACUGUACGAGACGCGGACUCGUUGGUAGUGGUCUCCUCCAUAGGCGUCACCUAUUUAGAAUCGGACCUUGUUCGAUCUGUGGUAUGCAAAAGUAGCGCCGAGUUUCUUGUACUCGAUUAUGCCUCGAAAUUGUUAAGCAUGCAUUCAGGCUAACGCGACUGUACGUGAUUACGCUGUGUCCGAUUGGGAAGGAUAUAGUCACCGCGAGAAAAUAAAUACGUGUUAGGAUACAUAUUAUAGAUUAGAUAUUAAUACGUGUGAAGAAUUUCCACGACGAGAUCCAGGGUUCAAUAUUUCAAAUAAAAAAUCUGGGUGCCGCGUAUUUCUUGUCCCAAAUAAGUAAAAAUAAUAAAAAUAAAUUAUCAGAAGUAUUAUUGUUUCGUUUAUAUGCAAUUUAGCAGAAUAUCGCAAAACAGAGUGCACUUCCGUUUAUUACAUAGUAAAAACGUAUGUCGAUCUCUGCUUCAGUUAAAUUUAAUGAAUGGGGAAGCGAAUUAAAUAUGUAAUUUAAUAAACAAUUAAAUACGUGGCACCCAUGAUGGCGCCCAUGGUGUGUGUCAGACACGAGGCCCCGGCACUCACCGUGGUGGUUGAAACACGUUGCCCAUUGGGCGACUCUGUAGGGUACAUACGUAUGACUCUCGACGGGAUCAUGCGCAACUUUCCAUAUCGAGGAGUUUUAUUGCUACGCCUCGAGUAGUGGGAUAACCAGGGGCGCCUACACGCGUUCGUUCGUUCGACUUCGAGCCACGCUCUCGAACAGAAGGUGUAGCCAGUAAAACAAACAUUCGCGGAAACGCC